UCCAUGAUUGUUGUUGGUUUGGACAAAGGGUCUAAGGGAAGGGAGAUUGAUUUCUCAGAUCAGGUUUCAUCAUUGGUCAAAGAAGAAACCUUUAUGCUUUUAUAUAGUUUGAUGCUAAAAGUUCAGGUUGGAGUGUUUCGUCAACAGCUCGAACUUGCAAAGGAGUUGAAUAGACUUGCAUCAAUCCACUGUGUCUGUGCAUUCGGUGAUCUACUUGAGAUAACAAAAUCUGUGGGGUCUUUUCCUGCUGGACUCAUCCUUCACUCGUACUUGGGCUCUGCUGAGAUGGUUCCUGAGUUUGCAAAGCUCGGUGCUUAUUUCUCUUUCUCUGGUUUUCUUAUGUCCAUGAGUGAGAAGAAAGCCAAGAAGAUGUUGAGAGCAAGACUGAUUCACCCGAAGAAGGAGAUCAUUCUCUGCCCGAAGAAGGAAACUCAUCUCAGGAUCUUGAGCCUAAUGCUUCCAGUGGUGGCUCCAUGA
Molecule: messenger RNA, 477 nt
Organism: Raphanus sativus (radish)
Lineage: Eukaryota; Viridiplantae; Streptophyta; Magnoliopsida; Brassicales; Brassicaceae
Exons: 3
Coding region: 4-477 (157 amino acids)
Molecular function (GO): hydrolase activity, acting on ester bonds
Source: RefSeq, a predicted model, not a curated record